This is a messenger RNA of Xiphophorus couchianus (Monterrey platyfish), 1056 nucleotides long. RefSeq names its product putative ciliary rootlet coiled-coil protein 2. Bases 82 to 672 code for a protein of 196 amino acids. The record is from RefSeq and is a predicted model, not a curated record. Lineage: Eukaryota; Metazoa; Chordata; Actinopteri; Cyprinodontiformes; Poeciliidae. The transcript has 5 exons.
CGAGCUAAGUUUAAAGCAAACAAAUUACUGAGCCCUUAAAGAUAUAAAACAUUUAAUGGUUAAAGCUGGAAAAGUUUUAUAAUGAGUUCUCGACGGGAGCAAGACGGACACUCACCAAGACUGGAGGCUGUGAUUCAGAAAUUGGAGGAGACUCUGCUUCAGUCGGACAGCAGCUCAGGAGACAGAAGUCUGACACUUCAAGGGGAUGUGGAAGAAUCUGGAGCCACUCUUGUCCCUAUCUCCUCUCGCAUUUGUCAGAUCAUCACCUGCAACCUUGCUGAACAGCCUGCUGGUGAGAACGUUGAGGUUAGCAAGCUGGAGGAGGGCGGUGCCCUGAGGGAGCAUUCUUCUCCUGGCCAAAUGGACGACGGCCAGCCACUAGUCAAACAAACCAGUCUCACAGAGAGGGCUCACCUGGACUCAACUGAGCUUCAGAAGCGUGUUGAGCAAGAUCUUAACAUUGUUAUCCAGAAACAGACUGCUCUGCUACAGGAGGAGCAAAGCCGGAGUGCCAGCCUAAGCCAAGUCAACUCUCUGCUACGGGAACAACUGGGCCAGGUAGACAUUGUCAACAAGGACCUAAUGGAGAGCUUAAGGAAGGCCCGCGAAGAUGCUCAGUGGUUUCAUACUCGCCUGCGCAAAGAGAAAGAGGUGGGGGGAGGGAGCACUUAAAUGAAGGGCUUGAACUUAAAAGGCAAAGGGAAAGUUCAAGUUCACCCCUUAGUGCUGAAAAAUUGCACAAUUAAACUCCUGCCGAGUUCACAUGGGGUUGGAAUUCCAUUCAUAGCCAGUUUCUUGAAUUUACUCUCGUUCCCUGUUAAUUUUUUUUUUUUGAGUUGUUGUUUUGUGUGAAAACAUUCCAGCUGCUGAGAGGGAGGGGGGAAAAAAAUUGUGCAAACAAUCCAGCUUUCCUUGCUGUAAAAUGUUCUACAUCUGUGGACUGAGGGAAAUCCAAUUAGUUGUAAACGUGCCAGGGCGAGUCCAGGAGUUCCAGCAUUUGCAUGUGUUUAGGGAUGACAAUAAAAUGGAAACGUUGCAGUAAGCAAGCCACAACAA